CCUGUUUCCCCCGAAACGGUGGAUUGGGUUUUGACAAGUCGGGGAGUUAUGCUGCGACUGCUCCGUCGCGUCGAGGCCAGGCACGCGCUGCUGGGUGUCGCGCUGACGCAGACCUUCCUUGUCUCAGGGCUAGUGUUUGGAUGGCCGAGUCUCAGCGUCAUCUUCAAGGGCGAAGGUCAAUUCGGACAACUCUGCACCAAUUCAAGCGAGCCGUCGUCAGGCGCCAAUCCGACCAACCACUCGUCGGCAUUUCACGUUGAAUGCUCAGAGCAGGAAACACAGUUUGUGUUCAUCUUCCAGGCGGGAUUCUUUUCGCAGUUUGCGUCGCGACUGCUGAUGGGCAUCCUGCUGGAUCGCUACGGACCUCGUGUGACCGCUCUGCUCGGUGCGAGCUGCGUGAUACUCGGCUGCGUGCUGUUUGCAGUGUCGGAGAACACUGCGUCAUCAUCACCGACAGUCAAUGCUUUUAUUCCGGCGCACUUGCUGAUUGGAUUUGGCGGCCCUGGCUGCCACUUCAGCAACUUUCACCUGUCCAACCUCUUCCCGGCACGCAAAAACACCAUCAUGAGUACUCAAUCUGCCAUCUUCUCGACAUCCGGCCUUGUCUUCUACUUUUUCCAGCUUGCCUAUGAUGCGUCCGGGGUUUCUCACAAAACCUUGUUCCUCAGCUUUGCGGGAUUGCUGGUCUGCUUUUUCGGCGUCACCUACCGAAUACAACCGCGUCGGGCGUACAAGCUGGGCGACCGGGUGCGCUUCUCCGUGGCUCGAUGGGAGUUUGUGCUGAUGGAUUCGUCGCCAGCAGCCAGGACAGAUGCGACCGCCUCCGAGGUCGGCGACACAAGCGACAAGAUCCCGCUUCGUCUCCAUCGUCAAGACUCGGACGGCGAAGAGAGUUUGAGCAGUAGUCCCGAAUCCUCCUCGCCGCCUGCUAGUCCCCGGUUGUCUGCUAUUGCGUUGGAACAGCGGGAUUCGGAAGGCGGUGGGGACUCGGCUGCCCGAGGAUUGCUGGCGCUUGAGCCGCCGCCGAUGACCGACCAUCAUCAUCAAUCUCAGCCAAGCGGUGCUUUUGGUGAGAAUGCUGGUCUCGCCUUAUCAUCAUCAUUUUCAUCACCCACAGCGGAUUUGGUGAAACAGAAUGUGGCCACGCCCCUCGUCUCAGCGGAACCAACACCAAAGCUUCCGCCUCCGUUGCGCUUCCAGUACUAUCGCUCGCUGACCUUUAAGCAGCAAGCGUUUACAUUGCCGUAUAUUGCCAUUACGGUCUUUCUAUCGGUGACCGUGCUUCAGAUGCAAUUUUACCUCGGCACGUCGCGUACACAGCUCGAGGACAAGGGCGACACGGACCACGUCUACAACGGCAUUUACAACAUUCUCGGUGCCAUCAAUUUCAUCUUUAUUCCGAUUUCCGGGUACAUUUUGGACGGACACGGCGGCUACCCCGUUUCUGUGCUUGUCACCCUCGUCUGUGCCCUGCUCUUCAACGUGCUGAACGCCGUUGUGAAUCCCCUCCCCGCCCAGAUCCCGCUCUUCUUGCUAUGGUCGUUCAUGCGCUUCAUCACGUUCAGCAGCUUCUUUGGGUUUAUUCCAGACCUCUUUGGAUUUGUCAACUUUGGCAAGCUGGCGGGCUUGGCUUCGCUGAUUUCGGCGGCGUUCGGACUCCUCGCCAUUCCGCUCGCCACCAUGUGCAUCUCAACACUCGAGCGGCAAUUCUGGCAAACGCACAUUGUGUUUGCCGUCGUCAUGCUGUUGGAGAUGGUGUUGCCACUGUACUUCUGGCGCCUGUACCGACGGGACGCGGCCUUGCUUGCGCUGAGGUCUUCUGGUUGACAAUUUGUUCGUGCCCGACAACUUUUGCCUUUGAAUGGUGAUGCUUAUGCAGUAUAAAAAUCGAUAAAUUUAAACAAUGAGCA
Molecule: messenger RNA, 1910 nt
Organism: Capsaspora owczarzaki ATCC 30864
Lineage: Eukaryota; Filasterea; Ministeriida; Capsasporidae
Exons: 2
Coding region: 49-1827 (592 amino acids)
Biological process (GO): transmembrane transport
Molecular function (GO): transmembrane transporter activity
Source: RefSeq, a predicted model, not a curated record